AUGGACUGGUUCGGACGGGCCAAGAUAGACUUCACCACCUCCCCGACGCCCAUAGCGCUGCGGGAGAAAGACGGCACGGCAACCGACCUGUUGCAGAUAUGCCAGGCCACCGUCCCGCCCUGCCAGCUGAACCCGCUGCUCUUCAAUGGGCACGCGCAAACGUGCUGGACGGCCACCAAGUCGCACGGCCCGCCCAUCCACUACCGCCGCCGCAUCUUCAAGGCCGACAACGCCGAGUUCAACGGCAGCUUUGCUGUCGACUUUGCCGUGGUGGACAAGGAGCCGGGGUCCGAAGUAGAGGUGGACGAGUCCCUGCCGCCGCGCACCACCUACUUUACCGAAGCCGAGCUCUUCAAGAUGGGAUCUGAGGACACGCGCCCUAUGCUGGUCAUCCUGCAUGGUUUGUCCGGUGGCUCGCACGAGGUCUAUCUUCGCCAUGCCAUUGCGCCGCUGGUCGAUGGCGGCGAGUGGGAGGCAUGCGUUAUCAACUCGAGGGGUUGUGCCAAGAGUAAAAUCACCACAGGUCUGCUGUAUAAUGCCCGUGCAACGUGGGACACGAGACAGGUGGUCAAAUGGCUGCGGAAGACGUAUCCCAAUCGUCCGCUCUUCGGACUCGGCUUCUCUCUAGGUGCUUGCAUCCUCUCCAAUUACCUCGGCGAGGAGGGCGAAGACUGCCAACUAAAAGCAGCCGUCGUAUGCGCCAACCCCUGGAAUCUAGAGGUCGGCAACAAGGUACUGAAAAGCACCUUCAUCGGGCACGAGAUAUACCUGCGGUCCCUAGGCGACUCCCUCCGCGUCCUGGCCUUCAACCACAAGUCCGAGAUCGAGAAGUACACCAACGUGGACAUGGAAAACUUGUCCUCCGUCAAGUACCUCUACGAGUUCGAUCGCGCCUAUCAGUGUCCGACCUGGGGAUACCCCACCGAGGACGCCUACUACCGCGACGCAUCGAGUGUGGACUCCCUGCUUGCUAUCCGUAUCCCCCUGUUGGCGCUCAACGCUAUGGACGACCCUAUUGCCACCCACCUCGGCCUGCCCUUCCCCGAGGCGCGCCAGAACCCGUACACUGUCCUCUGCACCACGUCCCUGGGCGGCCAUCUCGGCUGGUUCGAGAUCGGCGGCGGGCGGUGGCAUGCAAAGCCCGUCUGCAACUUCCUCAACCACAUGGCCUUCAAGGUCGAUCUCGAUAGCAUAAACCCCAGAGCAAUCGGCAAGCCGACCUUCGGCACCUCUGAGUCGGCAGGCAAUUUCGACCCCAUCCGCCGCAAGAUGCACGUCAAUCUGAACAAGUAA
Messenger RNA from Anthostomella pinea, 1293 nucleotides. The record is from the annotation of a GenBank genome assembly. Lineage: Eukaryota; Fungi; Ascomycota; Sordariomycetes; Xylariales; Xylariaceae.